AUGACUGACUACUAUGACAUUGGCCUUUUAGAAGAAAACCAGGAGGACACCCCAAAUGUGGAGUGUGUAGGCCAACAAAUUCGAGAAGAUUUUGCUUCUCUUUACAGUAUAAUUAUUACCUUGGAGAAUUUGGAAAUAGUGUUUACGAAGGAUGCCAUCACCCCGGACGCCUUUGAGUCUGCUUCAAACUUACUUCUUCAACAAUGGGAUUCUUGUUUAAAGGACGAGGAUUUAUUGAAAAGAUUUGGCCCUUUGGAAGAUUUCUUUUCGAAAUAUCAGUUACAAUGUCCUCGAGCCAUGAAGCGCAUUCAAGAGCAUUCAGAGAAUGCUACAACUACCAAGGUUUCAUCUACCCUUCCAAAUCACCUUUCCGAGACCAGGGACUCGAAAGUAGAUUCCAAUGAAUUUCUACACGACCGAGAAACCGCUAUCAUUUCUGCACCCUCGACAACCCCUCCUGUUUCUACAGCUAAAUCUAUCGCCGAGCUUGUACAGAAUUUCAUAACCACUUUGGAUGCGAUUCGCUUGAAUUUCGUUGCCAAAGAUCAGUUACAUCCGCUUCUUUCAGAGUUGGUCAUUUGCAUGGACGACCUUACAGAGUUGCUCAAUAAGCAAGUAUCCGGUAGAAGCAAGCUAGUCCAAUGGCUCAUUUUUAUCAAUCAUAUGGAGUCAACGGAUCAACUGAAUGAAGAACAAAAGGAAGAAUUACUGCAAAAUCUCGAAGAAACCUAUUCAGAAUGCUAUGGAUUACUCUAA
Messenger RNA from Schizosaccharomyces osmophilus, 756 nucleotides. RefSeq names its product ESCRT I complex subunit Vps28 (gene vps28). Gene Ontology annotation, molecular function: protein-containing complex binding. Bases 1 to 756 code for a protein of 251 amino acids. Gene Ontology annotation, cellular component: ESCRT I complex. Lineage: Eukaryota; Fungi; Ascomycota; Schizosaccharomycetes; Schizosaccharomycetales; Schizosaccharomycetaceae. Gene Ontology annotation, biological process: protein transport to vacuole involved in ubiquitin-dependent protein catabolic process via the multivesicular body sorting pathway. The transcript has a single exon. The record is from RefSeq and is a predicted model, not a curated record.